GAAAUCCCUAUAUUCACGACAAAUGAUAUAAUGGAUAAUCUGGAGUUGAGCCUGACAUCUCUUGGUGUAAUCUCGAGACAUGUCGAUAAAAGUCACAAUGAUCUCAGCAAGUAUCUGGCAAAACAGAUAUGGAGUCAGCAGGACAGGCAGUGUAUACUGGAAUGUCUUGCUCAGCUCCUGUUGGAGAAGGAAUACACUCUUCUCAUUGCACGUCACUUACGGCCACUGAUUCUGGACCUGUUGGAGAGGAACGCAGAGAGGAUCAAAGUAGAUGUCAGGUUAAAUCAUGACCUCCAUGAGCGCCUGUGUGUGGCUCUAAGCAAACUUCUCAACAUCAGUCCAGAUGCUCAAACGUUCGCGGCAAGGUACUUCAGCAGUGCUCCACCUGUGUUUCAGAGGCUCUUCUUCACAAGCGAAGAGGCUGCCUCCAUCCAUUAUGGACCCAGACGGAUGAAGCUACGAGACCUGAUGGGGGCCACCCUCCGCUUCCUUCAAAGUGACUGUGAGAAGUUCCGUGUCCUGUGGGACUGGAGUGCCUGUGUUUCACAGCUUCUCACCAGUGACAUUAUGGUCCGAAGUUAUACUGCCCAGUGCCUUGCCCUGGUGUCCCACAUGACAGAUAACCAGAAAACAAUCUUUUUGAGGAAGGUUCUUUCGAGUGAAGAGAUUUUGCAUCUGAAAAUGAAAUCACUUGAGGAGACACAGCAGCUGGAGGUAGAAAAGGCUUUGGUUUUGGCCAAUCAGGGCUCAGUAAUGUGGUGGAAAGAGAGGGUAAAUAAGGUCACCAGUGGUCAGGUAGUGACAGAAGACCUGACUCGGAGUGUUACUGCAGUGUGUGGGGUGAUCCUUCCCAGACGGACCCCCAGACAGGAGGAAAAGACAUGUUUAAGAACUCUGAUUAUGGUGGAUUCAACCUGUCAAAAUCUGCGACGGCUUGCCAUGGCUGUGGCAUCCCAGAAACCUGUUCUUUUGGAAGGCCCUAUUGGAUGUGGAAAAACUGCCCUUGUUGAAUAUCUAGCUGCUGCGACUGGACAUGUUAAAGCUCCUGACAUCCUCAAAGUUCAACUCGGGGACCAGACUGACAGCAAGAUGCUGCUGGGUAUGUACCGCUGCACAGAUAUUCCUGGAAAGUUUGUGUGGCAGCCAGGAUCCCUGACUCAGGCGGUCUCGAAAGGAUACUGGAUUCUGCUGGAAGACAUUGAUCAUGCUCCUUUGGAUGUGAUAUCUGUUCUACUCCCCCUUAUGGAGAACAAAAAGUUAACAAUUCCAGGAAGAGAGGACUGCAUUCAGAUGACCCCAGGAUUCCAGUUCUUUGCAACACGAAGGACGUUUUACAGUGGAGGAGCCUGGCAUCGACCUCAGAGUACCCAUGCAGCACUUCUAGACAAAUACUGGAGUAAACUGCAGAUCGGUAACAUGAGCAGAGAGGAACUCAAACAGGUCCUAACGAAGAGGUACCCCAACCUGGUAGUGGUGGUGGAGCGUCUUUUGGACAUAUACUGCCAACUAACAGGAGACAAACACCAGGUCAACUCUGGUCUUCAGAGUUCCAGUACAGGUCAAAGCAUAUCAGAUGAACACAUCAUAACAUUGGAGGGCAGAGGCCUUUCACUGAGGGACUUGCUGAAAUGGUGCGACCGAAUCUGUUUAGACUUUGACUGCUCAUCUGCUUCCACAGCACAGAAUGUUUUCCUGGAGGCUCUGGAUUGUUUUACUGCAAUGCUCUCCAAAUCCGAGAACAGACUGAAGAUGGCGGAGAUCAUUGGUAGCAAGCUCAACAUAUCCAGAGAGAAGGCCCAGCACUUCUGCCAGAUGUACCUGCCUGCUAUCACUGUGACAGAGCUCGAGGUGGCAGUGGGUCGUGCAAUGUUACUCCGCAAGCAGAGCGACGUCGUGCGACUCAACAUAGAAAGACAAACAUUUGCUGCCACGCGCCCCUCUUCCGUUCUUCUGGAGCAGCUUUCAGUGUGUGCGACUAAAGGAGAGCCUGUGCUGUUGGUUGGGGAGACUGGCACAGGAAAGACCUCCACUGUGCAGUACCUGGCUGGAAUGACAGGACAUAAACUCAGAGUGAUCAACAUGAACCAACAGAGCGACACUGCUGAUCUGCUUGGAGGGUAUAAACCAGUGGACCAUAAGCUGAUCCUUUUGCCCUUGCGGGAGGCAUUUGAGGACCUCUUUUCUCAAACAUACUCACGAAAGCAGAACCUGACUUUCCUGGGCCACGUCCAGACUUGCUUCAGAGGCAAGCGUUGGCAAGAUCUUCUGAAGCUCAUGGACCAUGUCUGCAAAUCAGCACUAACCAAGGAACUACAAGAUAAACCCAAUGCAGCCUUGCUGCUGGAGCAGUGGGAAGCUCUGGCUCUCAAGCUCAGCCAGACACAGGAACAGAUUCGUGCCUGUGAAUCUGCUAUGGUGUUUGCUUUUGUGGAGGGGACUUUAGCUCAGGCUGUGAAGAAAGGAGAGUGGAUCCUGCUGGAUGAGAUUAAUCUGGCUGCAGCAGAGACUCUGGAAUGUUUGAGUGGAUUACUGGAGGGCAGCGCUGAGUCACUAGUGCUGCUGGACCGUGGCGACACUGAGCCUCUGGUUCGUCACCCAGACUUCCGUUUGUUUGCCUGCAUGAACCCAGCCACUGAUGUAGGCAAGAGGAACCUGCCACUGGGUAUUAGGAACAGGUUUACAGAGUUGUAUGUGGAGGAGCUGGAGAGUGAGAGUGAUUUACGAAUCCUGGUCUCAGACUACCUCAAAGGCCUUAACCUGACCAGAGGGAUCAUCCAUGGAAUCAUCAGUUUUUAUUUGGCUGUUCGUAAGGAGGCUAACACUCGGCUAGUAGGUGGUACAGGUCACAAGCCCCACUACAGCUUGCGUACUCUCUGCCGAGCUCUGAAGUAUGUGGCAUCUGACCCCUGCUACAACAUCCAACGCUCCCUUUAUGAGGGUUUCUGCCUGAGUUUUCUCACUCAACUGGAUCGCAGCUCUCAUCCCAUUGUGCAGAAACUGGUGUGUCAGUUCAUACUAGGAGGAAAUGUGAAAUGUCUGAAACAGUCAAUUCCUCAGCCAAAGGACCGCGUGUGUUUACAGAUGGAGGAGUACUGGCUGAGUCAAGGAGACAUGGAGCCUGCAGUGGACCCCAGUUACAUCCUCACACCUUCCGUCAGACUCAACCUUAAAGAUUUAUCACGGGUGGUGUCCGCCGGGAUCCAUCCAGUGCUCAUCCAGGGGGAAACAUCUGUAGGAAAGACGAGUCUAAUAAAAUGGCUUGCAGCUGCCACAGGAAACCAGUGUGUGAGAAUCAACAACCAUGAGCACACAGAUAUCCAGGAGUACAUUGGCUGCUAUUCAUCUGAUGAGCAUGGCAAACUUACCUUCAAAGAAGGCGUGCUUAUCGAUGCAAUGCGGAAAGGCUAUUGGAUCAUUCUGGAUGAAUUGAACCUUGCCCCGACUGAUGUGCUCGAGGCCCUCAAUAGAUUGCUGGAUGACAACAGAGAGCUCUUCAUUUCUGAGACACAAGAAGUGGUCCAAGCCCACCCCAGAUUCAUGCUCUUUGCCACUCAGAAUCCUCCUGGGCUUUACGGGGGCAGAAAGGUUCUGUCCCGAGCAUUCAGGAAUCGUUUUGUGGAGCUUCAUUUUAACGAGCUGCCCAGUUCAGAGCUGGAGAACAUUCUCCAUCAGCGCUGCAGUCUGCCCCCUUCCUAUUGCUCCAAACUCAUCAAAGUUAUGCAGAACCUCCAGUCUUUACGUAGUGGAUCCAGUGUGUUUGCUGGGAAACAUGGUUUCAUCACUUUAAGAGACCUGUUCCGCUGGGCUGAACGCUAUAGGCUGGAGGAGCAGAAUGACUCUUCCCGUGAUUGGCUACAGCAUCUGGCUGAUGACGGCUACAUGCUGUUGGCUGGCCGUGUCAGGAAACCAGAGGAAGCACAGACCAUCCAGAGCAUUUUAGAGAAGCACUUUAAAAGAACAGUGAACCUAGAUACUCUUUUCUCUGAAGCUCAGGUCACCUCUCAGUUCAGCCCUUUUGUGGACAGUAUUGCGGGUGUCCCUGAAGAGUUUGGUCAUGUGGUGUGGACCCAAGGCAUGAGGAGACUGGCUGUGCUUGUGGGCCGAGCGCUUCGUUUUGGAGAGCCUGUCCUGCUUGUAGGGGACACGGGAUGUGGCAAGACAACUAUCUGCCAGCUGUUUGCAGCUCUAGCCGGUCAGAAAUUUUUCUCCCUUAACUGCCAUUUACAUAUGGAGACGUCUGACUUUCUUGGUGGCCUCCGACCUGUUCGUCAUACUGGAACACAACAGGCUGAUGUAGAAGACGGCCGUCUGUUUGAGUGGAAUGAUGGACCACUGGUCCUGGCAAUGAAACAGGAUGGUGUGUUUCUGAUGGAUGAGAUCUCGCUGGCAGAUGACUCUGUGCUGGAGAGACUCAACAGUGUGUUGGAGACUGAAAAAUCUUUGGUGCUGGCAGAGAAAGGCAGCGGAGAUGAUGAUGAUGUUGAGCUCAUCAUCGCUGGCAAGAAGUUCCGACUUGUUGCUACCAUGAACCCUGGAGGUGACUUUGGAAAGAAAGAGCUGUCUCCAGCACUAAGGAACAGAUUCACUGAGAUUUGGUGCCCCCAGAGUAACAGCCGCAAUGAUCUGAUACAGAUCAUCCAACAUAACCUGCGGCCCGGACUAUCUCUAGACCAGAAUGACCACCAAGGUAAAGACGUAGCAGAGCUCAUGUUGGACUUCAUCGACUGGCUGACCAAUCAGGAGUUUGGACGGCGGUGUAUUCUAAGCGUGCGAGACAUUCUUUCAUGGGUGAACUUUAUGAACACUGUGUGUGAGAGGGACGAGGAUGGCUUCAUGACAAUGGGCGAGAUGGAGGAAGAGGAACCAGAAUGGGAUCUUAGACUGGACACCAUAACAGCCUUUAUUCAUGCGGCAUGCCUUGUGUAUGUGGAUGGAAUUGGCUCAGGAACCACAGUGUCUGCAGCAGAGAAUGCGCUGGUGGCACGGAAGGCAUGUCUGAACUACCUGGAGAAGAGAUUGAGCAGAAUUACUGAGCUGGAUGAAGAGAUGCAGGAUGCGCUAGGAGUCUAUGACACCACCGUCUCCAGAGAGCCCCAGUGGGGUGAAGAUUUUUUUGGCAUUGACCCCUUCUACAUAGCAGCAGGUGCUGAGAGUGAGUGCAGGAAUCUGUCGGACUAUGCCUUGAGUGCGGGCACCACUGCAGUGAAUGCUCAAAGGAUUCUGCGGGCACUAAAGCUUCAUAGACCUAUACUUUUAGAGGGCUCACCUGGAGUGGGCAAGACCAGCCUGGUCACUGCUCUUGCCAAGGCCUCUGGGAACCACCUUGUUAGGAUCAACCUCUCUGAACAAACAGAUGUUACAGAUCUGUUUGGGACAGACCUGCCAGUUGAAGGGGGUAAAGGGGGGGAGUUUGCUUGGCGUGAUGGUCCUCUCCUUGCUGGGCUGAAAGCAGGACAUUGGAUUGUUCUAGAUGAGCUGAAUCUGGCCUCUCAGUCAGUGCUGGAGGGCCUUAACGCUUGCUUCGAUCAUCGAGCUGAGAUCUACAUCCCUGAGCUGGGUAUGAGCUUCCAUGUUCAACAAGAGAAGACCAAGAUCUUUGGCUGCCAGAACCCUUUCACUCAGGGUGGCGGACGCAAGGGCCUUCCUAAAUCUUUCCUUAACAGAUUCACUCAGGUAUAUGUGGAUGCACUAACCAGUGAAGACAUGCAGUUCAUUGGUGACUCCAUCUUUCCUAACAUUGACAACAGAAUCGUCUCAAAAAUGGUGCAGUUCAGCAACCGUCUUGUCCAAGAGGUGACCGUUGAGAGGAAGUGGGGCCAGAAAGGAGGACCAUGGGAGUUUAAUCUCCGUGACCUCUUCCGUUGGUGUCAGCUGAUGCAGACAGACCAAUCACCAGGCUUCUUCAACCCUGGCCAGCAUGUUGGACUUGUGUAUGCAGACCGCAUGAGGACUGAGGCUGACAAGGCGCAGGUAUUAGCUGUAUUUAGAAAGGUUUUUGGGGAAGACUUUGAGCCAUAUUUGGGUUCCAGACAGUUCUAUAUCACACCUUUGAAUCUGCAGUUGGGUUACUCAGUCCUCCAGCGUAGUGGAGGAGCACCUGUUGCUCUGGAUCCUCCUCUCUCCAUCACCCACCAGUGUUUGCAUCCGCUGGAGGCUCUGAUGAAGUGUGUGGAGAUGGGCUGGAUGGCCAUACUGGUGGGUCCCUCUGCAAGUGGAAAGAGCAGUCUAGUGCAUCUGCUCGCACUGUUAACAGGACAUAGACUGAGGGUCAUGGCCAUGAACAGCGCCAUGGAUACUACCGAGCUACUUGGUGGCUUUGAGCAGGUGGACAUCAUUCGUCCAUGGCAGCAGGUCUUGGAGAGCAUGGACUACGUGGUUGCCAUGGUGACCAGGCGAGGUCUGAUGUCAUUGGAUGGGGCGGUGCAGGAUACAGAGUUUCUGUUGAGUACAUGGAGCGGAUUCCGCUGCUGGCUGAGAGAGGAGGGUCUGGAUACUACUGAGGGCACGGUCACGUUUGAGGCCCUAAACAAGCUGGAGGUCAUAAUUGUUCUGCUACAUAAACUCAAUACCAAACUCAAGGUCUUAACAGACAUGUCAAAGCUGCAGAUGGACUUUACUCUACUGAAGGAGCGCUUGGCACAGAUACAGGACGGCUGGACUCAUGGUGGUUUUGAGUGGCUGGAUGGAACACUAGUGCAGGCAUUGCAGACUGGAGACUGGCUGCUCAUGGACAAUGUCAACUUCUGCAGCCCCUCGGUGUUGGAUCGACUCAAUGCCCUCCUGGAACCUGGUGGGUCAUUAACAAUUAAUGAACGAGGAAUCAUUGAUGGAACCACGCCCACAAUCACCCCCCACCCUAACUUCAGGUUGUUUCUUACUAUGGAUCCUGCAAAUGGUGAAAUUUCUCGAGCCAUGAGGAACCGAGGUGUUGAGAUCUACAUCCCUGGCGAGCAUGAGGGCUUGUGCUGGGAUGCUCUGGAUCUAAAGAUGGUUUUACAUACCCUGGGAGUGACAGGAGACUGUGUGUGUGACCUCCUCAUCUCCGUCCAUUCAGAAAUCAAGAGGGCCAUAUGGGAUUCACCUGCGUCCUCCAUGUCCUCUCUACUCUAUGCUGCAUCUCUGUUGUCCAGUCAGCUUCAGAGAGGAGUGGAUCUGCCCAGUGCUCUUCUUCAGGCCUGUGGAGAGGCAUAUGCUUUCUGUCAGCGUAACAUCACUAACCAGCAGCUGGCACAGGAAGUCAUAGAGAGGCAGCUGGCAGUGCUGGACUCUGAGGACUGGGGCAGUGGGCUGCUGUGUACAGGUGUGUGGCCAGACCGCAUCCCCUCAGCCCUUCUGUGCACUGAAGACUCGUGUUUCUCUAGUGUCCAGAGAGAUGGACAGGUCCUUCUUUUCUGCCUCAACACUCUAAGCCUUUACGGGAAAAGGGGUCGUCCACUGAGCCUGGUUGACCUCCAGAGAGCCAUGCAAAGUGGCGCUGUGCUGGACGGUCUGCAGUUUUCUGGAGGUGGAGCACUAGACGAGGGAGCAGAGAAUGCACUGUGCCUCCUCCCGACGGCAGUCAAAAUACUGACAGAGAGAGCCUCUCAUGGUGACUGGGUCCUCAGAACUAGCUGGCUCUCCUACCUCGCUAAAAUGUACAAAUAUGCACCAGAUGCAGCCUUGAUGCAGUUGGAUGCAGGCUGUACAGCGCUGAAGGCCGUAUUCAGCAGCAAGCUCAUCGGUAAAGGCAAAUGUCUGGCAGAGCUCCUGCAGCCUCACAGUACAGAUGACUACAGGAUACUGCUAGACAUGCGCUGGAAUAAGCAGUACUUAGACAUCUUGGCCAACACCUGCAACUUUGAGGAUGAGGAGAGAUACAUGGAAUUCAUGGAAGCAUUGAACGCUGUUGCCAACAGAGUCAUAUUGCUGAUGGACAGAGAGGACAAAGCAGCUAUUAACAGUAGUGUUGGAAACACCUCACCUCAUAACAGUGCUCUUAGACUGGCAACUGCCUUUUCUAAAGGGACAGUGGACAUCGGUCACUUGCCUCAUCCAGUGUUGGUCCACCUGCGCUCGUUCUUCGACCUGUGGGAUUCAUUUGUACUGCAAGCUGUACAGACGGGACAGCCCUACAUCUCUGAUCACCUCAUGUUUGAGAUCUUGCAGCUUCUGCAGUGGAGGGAUCGUUUCUGGCUUGUUUGUAACUCUCUGUCUGCGGAUGCUCGAGGCGUGUGUGUGCUGUCACUGCACUGGCAGUGGGUGCACAAAAACCUUAUAAUGCGGCUACCUCUGCUUCUGAUGGGGGACAGUGACUAUGAAGGGCAACAGGAACUACACACAAUCUCAACAGCGAUCCAGAAUGCUCUCUCCAGCUCUGUAGCUGUGGCCUCUGCACUGAAGGGCAUCCAAAAGACACUAGGAAAACCACUACCCUAUAAGUUGGAGGCCGUGGCCGAAUGUGCAGCCCGUCUGCGAGUGCUGUGCAGAGCUUUGGAUGUUCGAGACCUGCGCCUUGACAACAGCCUUACAUCGCUAUGGAAACAGGUGUCUCGUCUCCGAGGUGUAGCCAUGGGGAUUGACUCUAAGGAGGCUCUGUUGGAAGCUUGGGGUCUGGUGCUCCAGGCCAACCUUCUCCUGGAACCUCACAACUCUGGUGUUCUGGAGAGGCUUGUGAGCUGUGUGGAUCAGCAGCAGGGUCACAUGGCCUCCUGUGGCCUGCUGGAAGAUAGUGAGGAGGAUGUGGGAGACAGCGCCACUCCAGACAGGGAUGUGUUACUGCAGCUUGCACGCCGUGCUCAACUGUGGCCUGCACUGGAGCAGUUGGCCCUGCUCAAUCAGAUUAAAGUCACCACAGACCUACUAUACCUUGCAGUCACACCGCGAGGCAAUAAAAAGGCAGAAGCUGGUCUGUGCAGGUCCCUCUCUAAUCAUCUGCGUUUCUGCAUGCAGUCCACCCCCAUGAACAUCAGACAGCUGCAGCCACUCUGGUUCCUGCUGGGUACAGAACGGCCUGUGGAGGAGCUACCAUUAGUGUGGUGUGAGCUACUCUCUGAGACACUGGCUGCACUGUGGAGUGGCAGUGUGACUUCUGACCCUGAGCGCUGGCUAAAGUGGAAUCCACUUAACCCUGAGGAGCACAAAACCUCCAGAUCACUGUUGGGACCAUCUGAUACAGGUCCUGGCAUGCUGAGUCGUGCAGUGUGGUCCCGGUGUAUGCUGGGAGUUCUAAGCAGCACUGACACUGCCGGCCGGUGGGAUCCAUCAGGCUCACUCUUCCUGUCAUCAUCAAGGGUGACCUUGGGUGAGUGGAGAGAGAGAACAGGGCAGCUGCAGGAUCUAAGUGCUGUGAUCUGGGAUAAUAUGGCUAUGCCUGAGCUUGCUGACUUCAGAUUAACUGACUGCAGGUUGCAGGGCCUGGUUCUACGCAGACAGCUGCAGUCAUUGUCUGAGUUGCUGUCUCCAGGGUUACAGGAGAGCUAUGCUGAAUCCUGUGACAGUCUGACUGAAGGCCCUGACCCAGUCAGGGCUGCCCAGGAGAUUCAAACUGCCCUCAGAGAAGGCCUGCCUGAAAAUUUGCUCCCAGAGGGAUUCCUCGAUACCUUAGUGACAUGCUUGACACAGUUUGUCCAUAAUCAUGCACAAGAUUCAGUCCAGCUUGCCCGGUCUGGAGUUUUCUGGGUGAAUAUGGGUCUGCUGCAAAUCCAAGUUUGGGCUCCACAAACAAUUUUUGACCCUGCUGUGAAGAGAGCAUAUAAACUCCGCUAUGCACAAGAGGAGCUUGCUUUGCUACAGGAAGAGUGGAGAGGGAGGAGUCUCUCUUCCCAGCAGCUAACAGGUGCGGAGCUUGAGGAAAGCAGCACUACUGACAACUUCCAGCAUCCUCGUAUCAGGUAUUUAUGGAUCCGUAUGCAACAGUUAAAAGAGCAGAUUUGUGAACAGAGCCGUAAACAGGCCUGCCGACCUCCUGACCCCCAGUAUGGUCGUCUGUAUCAGGAGCUCCAGCAUUACCUGUGCAGCAUUGGUCAGCCAGCUGCAGUUGGUGACCUGCUGUCCCAUCUCCUGAAAGCCUUGCACAGCCCAGGGUCAAAAUCCAGGCUGGGCAUUCAGGGUCUGCUGAAGGAGGAAGCUGUAUGGCAGGCUUCACAGCAGCGUUUCGAACAGCGGCUGGUUGAGGAGUACCCACUCUAUCCCGAUGUGGUGGUGCCCCUGCGGGCCGCAAUUCUGCAGGUGCAGCAUGGGAUGCGACUGCUGGCUUCCCAGGUGUCCUCCUCAUGGACUGCCCUCCCAGAUCUAACCCGCUUAGUCUCCAUCAUGCUAGCUUUUCCAAGCCCAGCAGCGGCCUCUGAUCUGGCUUGUGCAGACUUUCUGUGCUCAAGGGAAUGCAUGCAGAUGCUAAAGGGCCUGGGAAAGCAGUUGCCGGCAGCAGAGGUCAGCCUUGUGGUGCCAAAUCCUACUGUGUUGCUGCUCAAUGCACUGCUGUAUGUCCAGAGUCACACGCUGAGUGCGGGACAUCUGAGUGCAGAGACGAGAAAACUCUUCAGACACGUUUGCCAGGCUAUAGUGAAUGAAUGGGAUGAGCAGGAAAAGAGAGCGAGAGAAAAAGAGCAGAUGGAAGCCAGUCUGUACCGCAAUCGCACUCAUCUGCAUGGGACGGGCCUUACAGAGGACCAGCAAGAGGAGAGGGAGUUUAGACGCUCUUUCCCCUCCUACCACAAGGAUUUUGCUGACAUCACUUUAGAACCUAGUCUUGAUCAGCCAAUAAUCAUAGAGGAUGACGAUGAUGUGGAUAUGGAGGAUUCUAAUGAGAUGGGCAGCUUUCUAUUGGUCAGCAGCAUGAGCACAGUUGUUCAAGUCCAUCAGAGACUCUGCCUGUCAUACGCUCAGUCGCUGUGGUACCAGCCCAGCCCACCAACCAGUCACACCAAAGAUCACAUCAGUGCACUGGUUUCAUCCUAUCAAAUCACAGCUCCACUGAUAGCCCGCUUCUACAAUCUAAUGGACUGUGAAGUGGACCCUAAAUUGAUGGGUUCUCAGCUCCUACUCAGCACUCUGCUGCAGAACACAGUGACCGGUUCUGGAGGUCCAGCUUGUCUGAUCCUGCAGAGUGAGCCUCCGUAUGACUUCUACAGAGAGUCUAAUAUGAGUCAGGCCCGGCUCUGUCUGCCAGCAUUGGAACAAUUGAGUAAAGCCGUGAGACAGCGCCUGGAUGACUGGCCCGACCACCCUGCACUUGUUCAGAUCACCAUGGUGAUAGACAGGAUAUUGGCAUUCAGUCUGUCCUGCCCUAUUGCCAAGUUUCUGAAUGGUCUGGAGAUCCUGCUCAGCAAGGCACAGGACUGGGAAAACAAUGCUAGCCGCUCUGUGUCUCUUAGGAAUGAGCUAGACGCCAUUACACAGCUCAUCAUUCAGUGGAGAAAACUUGAGCUGAACUGCUGGUCAAACAGUCUGGAUAAUGCACUGAAGCACCAUGCCGAGAGUUCAACAAAGCACUGGUUCUCCAUUUACCAGCUCAUAGAGAAAUACCUACAAGAGCAGAGGACAGACUCCAGACAUGAGGGCGGUGAAGAAGAUAUUUCCCUCUCCUCAGUUUCAACCACCUUACAGGCCUUCAUGGAAGGUUCCACCAUUGGAGAGUUUCAUACACGCUUGUCCAUGUUGCUUGGUUUUCACUGCCAUACCCUACUGGCUCCCAAACAGGAAGGACAGGACUUGCUGUGCAGUUUGCUGUGGAAUCUCAAUAAAUACUACACGCAGUUCUCAGAGAGCGUCCAGAGCAAAAUCACCCAGCUGAGGUCUCCUAUAGAGAAAGAACUUAAAGACUUUGUCAAAAUUUCCAAGUGGAAUGAUGUCAGUUUUUGGUCCAUCAAGCAGUCAGUGGAGAAAACACACAGGACCUUGUUUAAGUUUGUGAAGAAGUUUGAGGCGGCACUGAAGGAGCCGUGUACUCCAUGUCUGGUGGAGCAGGGCAGUAACAGCAGCAUGGAUGAGGUGGAUACUCAGCCUGAAGAGACUCCUCUACACAGGGUUCACCGGGCACUGAGAGGUGCCCUGCCUGGAAAGGGCAGAGAUCUGCUGCAGGCUGAUGGUCCAGAGGAGUUGCCAUCUGAAACAAAGCCCUCAUCUCUUCAAGCCCGUCUGCCUGUCCUCACAAGAAAGAUGAAAAAGUUAUGUGUGCAGCUGAUAAAAAAGACGUCUCUGCCUGAACUAUCUGAAGACCUGGAUCAGUUUACAGCUGAGAUCAUUGGGAAUGUGCAGGCCCUGCAGAGCCUGACGGUGGACCGCAGCAUGGAGCAGGAGAAACAGAAGGCAGAAGUGAAACACAUCCUCCGGCAGAAACAGAGAGCACUAGCUGACCUCUUCAAGAUGCUGUCACAGAUCGGUCUGUCAUACCGUAAAGGUUUGACAUGGGGUCGUACAGCAGACCCAGAGGAGACGUUGAGUCUGCAGCCAAUUGAGAUGAAGACAGCUUUGUCUGCAGUAAAGACUCAGGACAACACAGAGCACACGUUAUUUUCGGAGAUUACGAAUGCAUGGGAGGGCUGUGAAAAGUAUUUCUAUCGGUCCUGGGCCAGGCGCAAUGCCAUGCUGACAGCAUUACAAAGUUCUGUUAAGGAGCUGGGACUGGGAAAUGUAGAGCGCUGUCGAGGUUUCUCCUCUCACCUUUUCAAACUGUUGCUGAGACAAAGACAAAGACUCUCUGGACUCACAGAGCACUGGGUCCAGCUCAGGAAGCUGAUAGACAGUGUCCAGAGCAUUCAGUCCCACAUGUCUGAAGACGACACCAGCGGUUUGCCUCCUCAGGAGCCUCUCCACCACUGGAUCACCAAGGCUCAGUCUUCAGCCCUCCACUGUUCUGUCGCUCUCCAACAGCUCUCAUGGAUCCUUCAGUGCUGUCCUGAAGGGUCUUCUGCAGCCCACACUCAGGCCAGGGAGGGGGAAGUCGUGCAAGGGCAAGCCACACUGAGCCACCCUUCUCCCCUGGCCCCACACAUCCAGCCACAAGUGUGUUUGAUGAGGAGGGGGGAGCAGGCAUGGAAGGAGGUCGAGCAGCGAGUGGAGAACCUAAUGAAGGAGGUGAAAGACCUGAAAGAAAAGCUGGAUGGAUUGGCUCAGGAAUCCACAGAAAGAGUAAUCCAUAGCUGGGAUCACUUCAUGCUUUGCUGUUCCUCUCUGGACCGGUUGUGUGCUGUGGUGGCCCAGCUGCCAGCUCUAGAACAACUCUUUAUUCCUGAUGGGGUCCCUGUCCUCCAUACACAACCUGCCCUCAUCCGUGGUCUUCAGGCUGUAAGGACAGAGGUGGAGUCAUGCCUUACAGAGUUCACCACCUGGAAGACUCAUCUACUCUCUAUCAGACAGUCACAUAAACGGCGUUCCCAUCCAUUUUCUGGUGAGUUCUCAGAGCAGCUGGAGAAAGCAAUAAACAUGGUUCUAUGUGCUGUCCAGAGUCUAGUUAAGAGGAAAGAAAGAGAACCGCAGGAGGGUCAGCAGUCAGAUGGCAAGAGAGAGAGUGAUUCAGAGAUUGCAGAGGAGCUCUUGAAACCGGGACACUUGAGCAGGUUACUGGAAGAGGACCUGAAUGAAGAUGUGUCCUGCCUCUCAUUACCGGAGAUCAAUGGAACGGUGACAGAGCUUCUGCAGAGGCUUCGAUCACACAGGGAUGACUGUCAGCCAAACCAGCUACAGGAACUAAAAGAGGCCUGUAGGUGUAUGGUGCGUUUGGAGCCCAUGCUGUGUGUGUAUUCUGAGUUGGUGCGAUAUUAUCUGGCUGUAUCGAUGGGAGCUCACCGUACCACAGGCAAGCUCCUGUCAGUCCUCGCUAACGUCUUCACUGAACUCGCACAGAAGGGUUUCUGUCUGCCGCAGGAACUUAUGGGAGGAGACGGUGAAGGAGCAACAGAGUUCCAUGACUAUGAGGGUGGAGGAAUUGGAGAGGGAGAAGGAGUGAAAGAUGUCAGCGACAAGAUCGAGAAUGAGGAUCAGGUUGAAGACACCUUUCAGGAGGGUCAGGACAAGAAGGAAGAGCAGCAGGACAAACGGGACAUUAAAGAGGAGGACAAUGCCAUCGAGAUGUCUGAAGACUUCGAUGGACAGAUGCACGAUGGGACUGAACAGGAGCCAGGAGAGGAUGAAGAAGACUCUGAAAAGGAGGAAGAUGAGGAGCUGGAUAAGAAGAUGGGGGAUCUGGGCGAUGGGCAGACAGAUACUCUGGAUGAGAGAAUGUGGGGUGAUGAUGACGAAGAUAAUGAUGAUGCUGACAGUGAUAAAGAGGAAGAGUCAGGUCCAGGAAUGGAUCAGGGAGAGUCAGAGCUGGUUGCUAAGGAUGACAACAUGGAUGCUGGAGAGUCAAACAAAGAUAAGAAGAACCAGGACAAAGAUCUCCCAAAAGAUGAGGAAGAGAAAAUAAAUGAACAGCUGGAUGAGCGUGAGUUCGAUGAAAAUGAAGUAGACCCAUACCACGGUAAGCAGGAGAAGAAGGCAGAACCAGAAGCCAUGGACCUGCCAGAUGAGCUCAACCUCGAUGAAGAUGGCAAAGAUGAAGAGGAGGGAGAAGGAGAUGAGGAGAAUCCAUUUGACAUUGAUGACAAGCCCAUGGAGGUGGAUGAGAACACUGGAGAAGAGAAAGAUGGAUCAGAAGAAGGCAGGGAUGAUAUGACUGAGGAGCAGCAAGAUGGUCAGAUGGAGGAACAUGGAGAGGAGAAACCAGAGGAGGAACCAGGAGAAAAACAGGAAGACCAAGCCUCUGAAACAGAUGAGAGAGAAGAGAAUGAGGGAGAUGAGAAUGAGGAAGAGAAGAAUAAAGGACAAGAAGAGGGGCAAGAGGAGGACAAGUCCAUACCAUCUGAUCAAGGCCAGAGACCAAAGGAGGAAGAGGAUGGAGGUGAGGAUAAUGAAGCUAUGUUGGAGUCUGCGGAGAGGAAGGAACAUGAAUCUCAUGGACAGACAGGAGAGGAGAAUGUUCAGAGUGACACCGCAGUAGAGCUGGCCGGAGCCGCAUCAGAAAGAGACCAGGCCAAAGAGGAACAUGGCAGCGGGGCAGCUGAUGCCAGUCAGUCUGAAGGACAUGACUCCAAGCUGAUGGCCCGCAUGAGCUCACAAAAACAAAGGCAGAAACAGACACAGAGCUUCAAACGCAAACCUGGCCAGGCAGAUAACGAACGCUCAAUGGGUGAUUAUAACGAGCGUGUAAAUAAGCGUUUGCGUACAGUAGAGGACAGAGAGGAGAGAACACAAGAUCAGACUCAGUCCAACACGCAACAGGAGUCUGACCUGUAUGAACACGUAACACAGGAAGAGGACAGAUACGACGCUCAGACAUAUGAUGCUGCCAGUGCAGAGCAACAGAAGCCAACUGGAGUGAAGCAGGAAGAGGAGGAUGAUGGGGAAUCAGACAUUUCCAUGGAGAUGGAGGAAGAGAAGGACAUGCAGGCAGUAGAGGCCCAGGAGCUCAAGCCAGAAAAGCUAAAUGACAAUAAACCUUCUCAGAAAGGUCUGGAGGGAGGGGAUAUGGAGAUACAGAAACCGGCUGAUGAGGAAGAGGAGAAGCCAGAGAUAGAGAAGAGCAGUAAUGAAGAGGAGAGGAAAGAGAGGAGUAUUGAGUCCACCAUUCACACUGUGCCUGAACUACUGAUGGAAACAGAAAAGGUACCAUUGAAGAACCCAGAAGAGCUUAGAAGAGAGAUGGAGCUGCAGUUGGAGGCCUGGCAGAGACAGACUUUAGGAUCACAGGAAGAGGAGAGUGCUGCAGCAGCGAUGUGGCAUCAGUAUCAGACCCUGGCAUCUCCUCUGUCCCAGCAGCUCUGUGAGCAGCUCCGUCUGAUUCUGGAGCCCACACAGGCUGCCAAACUCAGGGGAGACUUUCGCACAGGCAAACGGUUGAACAUGCGUAAGGUCAUUCCUUACAUCGCCAGUCAGUUCCGCAAAGAUAAGAUCUGGUUGAGGAGAACAAAACCCAGCAAAAGAAACUACCAAAUCUGCCUUGCCGUGGAUGACUCUUCCAGCAUGGUGGACAACCACUCAAAACAGCUGGCGUUUGAGUCUGUCUCUGUGAUAGUGAAUGCUCUAACUCUUCUGGAAGUGGGCCAGGUUUCUGUGUGCAGUUUUGGAGAGAGUGUCCAGCUACUGCAUCCAUUCCACCAGCAAUUCAACGACCAAGCUGGAGCAAAAAUACUGCGGCUCUGUCAGUUCCAACAGAAAAAGACCAGAAUAGCUCAAUUUUUAGAGACUUCAACAAAUAUGUUUGUGGCAGCUAAACAGCACAACCCUGGCUCGACAAACACGGAAACAUCUCAGUUGUUGCUGGUAGUGUCUGAUGGUAGGGGCUUGUUCUUGGAGGGAAAAGAGAGAGUCACAGCUGCUGUUCAGGCUGCUCGCAGUGUAAACAUCUUUGUCAUAUUUGUAGUACUGGACAACCCCAACUCCAGGGACUCUAUAUUGGAUAUAAAAGUGCCCAUAUUUAAAGGUCCGGGUGAGCUACCAGAGAUUCGGUCCUACAUGGAGGAAUUCCCCUUCCCUUUCUACAUUAUCUUGCGAAAUGUGAAUGCCCUUCCAGAGACACUAAGUGAUGCAUUGAGACAGUGGUUUGAGCUUGUCACUGCCACAGACCAAUAAUGGACCACAUUGAAGCCAUUUUGCUGGGGCCAGAAGACACAAAUGUACGACAGAGGUUUCAAUGCUGCUAGUCCUCCCAAACAUGGAUGAACACACACAGAUUUGACAGGCUGCUGUACAUGUGCCUUUUUUUUCUUAAUUUUAGUAUUAUUUUAUUGAAUUUGUAGUUUGAUUGAAGCGAUUUCUCUGUUUGAUCGCCAUAAUGAGUAGGAAUCAUGUGUCGUUACCAUCGGUCAACUUUGCACGUCAUUUUAUUUUUUGUUGGUUUUCCUCAAAACUGUAAGAAAAUGUGAUGCCCUCAUGUGGAUGAACCUCAGUUGAACUGAGUAAAUGUUGACUGGAGAUACCGCUAAUCCACUGCAGUAUUGCCCACCCUCUCUCUCGUCCUUUAAAGAUUCAGUUUCUAAAUGUGAAUACAGUCCAUUGAGUGUGAAUGCCAGUAUUCUUUGAUCAUAUUAUGCGCAAAAGGAGGUCCAAUUGCAUGUCAAUAUUUGCCUCCAGACACAUUUAUGGUUAUCCAGACAAAUAUGUGCCUUUUACAAAUCCUACAUGCUCAUCAUGUAGACAAUUCUCAAAGUAAACUCCUCAUUUGCAGUGUAUAUUUUAAAGGAUUCUGAGUACUGUUGCGUCACUGGUCCUUUUAACACACAUCAAGGAGCACAAUUGCUGCCAGUGAAGGAAACUUUUGCAAGAUCUUUAGAAUAUUCUGUGAUUUCAGUCAACACUGUUCUAUAUCCUUGAAAAAGACCUUAGAUAUUUAAACUCAUUGACAAUAAGUGCAUAUCAUAUCAGACAUUUCUAAUUUUUAACAUUUCAUUUAGAAGUAUUUUGAUUCAGUUACAAUUUGCACACAUUUUCUGCUCCGUUUGUACAUUCUGAAGAAGGCAACAUCAAAAAGCAGACUAUUUCGUCAUUGUCCACAUACAGCAGUAUCCUGGUAUUUGUCUUUGGUCUCUUGUUAUCUUUCUCAUCUUGGUUGAGGAAAUGAUAUUUGUUCAUAACCGUGAAAAUAACAAUAAAACAAGU
Xyrauchen texanus (razorback sucker) is the source of this 17613-nucleotide messenger RNA. It is a transcript of the gene mdn1, whose product is annotated as midasin AAA ATPase 1. Bases 31 to 16587 code for a protein of 5518 amino acids. The record is from RefSeq and is a predicted model, not a curated record. Gene Ontology annotation, biological process: rRNA processing; ribosomal large subunit assembly. Gene Ontology annotation, cellular component: preribosome, large subunit precursor; nucleus. Gene Ontology annotation, molecular function: ATP hydrolysis activity; ATP binding. The transcript has 102 exons. Lineage: Eukaryota; Metazoa; Chordata; Actinopteri; Cypriniformes; Catostomidae.